AUGGUGAGUACCCGCGAUCCCCGGAGCCCAUGUCGUCACCGGGCCUUCCUUCACCUCCCGUGUUGUUUGCCCUUGAUCGGCACGAUGAAGCUUACAGCCUCUGUCACCAGCGCGGUGCAGGCCUCCGGUCGCAACGACGACGAGCACAAGGGAAGGCAAGUCACUGCCUGGAGCGUCACCUGCGUGAUAGCUUCCAGCGAGGGGACCGCCUGGGUGAAAGUGCCAGCAGCGAUCAGUGGUGACUUUACCACCGUGGUGACCAAAGAUAUUGUCAUUAUGAUGCCGAAGGAUGCAGAUGACCUGUACAAGGAGAGGUGUGUGAAGCCAAGUGCGAAAGAUCUCGCCGGCUACACGGUUUCAGAGCAUUCGCUGAAGUUGGCGGACUUUGACGUGAAAGCCGCCUGCGCAGCCGACUUCGUGGGGACGGCCUCGGUGAAAGUUUGCGCAGAAGAUGCCACCGAGUACUCGCUCUCUGGUUGCCGGCCACCAGUCUGCAAGGCCAUCAACGACGUCGCUUACUCUGUAGAGGUGAAGAGCCUGGAAAGGCAUUCCUUUGACGUUGGCGUCAGCUGUGCCGACGGCUACACCGGAGAGGCGAAGGUGAAGAUCUGCGAAGAAGAUGGCGAGGGCUUCACUCUCGAAGGCUGUGUGCGUACAACCACAACGACUUCAACGACGACAACCACCACCACGAGCACAACCACAACUACGAUCACCACUACGACAACGACAACAGUCACGACGACUACCACCACAAUCACGACAACCUCAACUGUGACAUCAACUACCACGACCACCGUGACGACCACUAGCACCACAACUACCACCUUCACAACAACUACCACCACCACGAGCACCAGCACCACAACCGUUACCACUACGACAACUUCCACGACAACCUCCACCACAACCUCGACCCACACAACUACGAGCACGACAACCACUACCAGUACUACGACCGAGACAACCACCACCACCCUGACAACCACAUCUACUACGACUACAACGAUUACCUCCACCACUACGACGACCACCACGACCACAACCACUACAUCCACAACUACCACAACCUCAACUACAACAAGUACGACCACGACGACAACCACCACAACGACCUCAACGUCCACAAGCACUACAACGAUCACGACGACGAGCACAUCAACAAGCACCACAACGACGACUUCCACAAGCACGACAACGAUCACAACAACUUCCACGACGACAACGACCACUACUACGAGCACCACCACCACCACCACGUCGACCAGCACUACCACAGUGACCACAACUACAACUACAAGCACCACCACAACGACCUCUACCACAACCACCAUCACCACUACUUCAACGACCACCAUCACAAGUACCACAACCACAACUACCAGCACAACCACCAUCACGUCUACCACUACCACAUCCACUUCGACUACCACCACCACGAGCACAACAACGACCACUCUCACAACAACUACAACCACCACCACCUCCACGUCAACCACGACCACUACCACCUCUACAAGCACUACAACCACGACAAGCACGACAACCUUGACCACGACUUCGACAACGACUAUCACCACUACCACUACAACCUCUACAACCACAACCACGACUAGCACGGUGACCUCUACAACAACAACCACAACGUCCACGACCACCAGCACGACGACUACAUCCACCACAACGACUACCACAACCACAACCACCACAACGUCUACUAGCACCAGCACAACGACAACGACGACGACCAGCACCACUACAUCUACCUCUACCACCACAUCCACGACAACCAGCACCACCACAACAACUACUACAUCAACGACCACAACGACGACAACCACCACUACCACAUCUACAACAACCAGCACGACCACUACGACCAGCACUACAACUACCACAACCACCACUACUUCAACAUCCACCAGCACAACAACCACGACCUCCACGACGACCUCCACGACCACGACCACCUCCACAACGACGUCGACAACCACGACAACUUCCACAACUACAUCCACGACAACCACUACGUCGACAACGACAUCCACGAUCACGACGACAAGCACCCAGACGACCACAUCGACGACUUCCACAAGCACUACGACUACGACCAGUACCUUCACGACCACCACCACGGUCACAUCUGCCGACUGCGUGCCUCCAAAAGACGUGCAAGGUUAUGACCUGAAAGUCAAGUCGAUUCACAUUGACGACUUCGACGUGUCUGCCAGCUGCUGGGAGGGUUACGACGGCCAGGCGGUCGCGAUGUCUUGCGAGCAUCCCGGCCAGAGCUAUACACUGACUGGCUGCAAAUGGAGUCGGCACUGCAUCGCUCCCAACGAGACCAAGGGCUACAAGGUGAAUGAGCGCUCUUUGGACGUCGACAGCUUCGACGUACAAGCAGAGUGUUCCCUUGAUCCGAGCAUGACCGCAAAGGUUACGAAGUGCAACGAAACCUUCGCGAAGUACCAGCUCUCGGGCUGCCGCACCAGCGCCAUCUGCACCAGCCCGGAGACUACCGAGGGCUACAUCGUCGAGGAAAAGCAACUUCUCCGUCACGAGUUUGACGUCACGGCAUCCUGUGCCGCUGGAUACGCAGGAACCGGAUCGGUGAAGCCUUGCGACCAUCAUCUCAAGCCCUACGUCCUCUCUGGCUGCAGCGCUCUCUGCCUGGCACCGAAGACAGUAAAGAGCUACCUGAUCGAGGAGAACAACCUGUUCAUGGAGUCCUUCGAUGUGACCGCCAAGUGCUUCGACGGCUUCGAGGGCACGGCGAAGGUGACGAAGUGCUCGAAGCCUGGUGGAACCUACUCCUUGAGCGGCUGCUCCUACGGAGGCGCCUGCACGGCUCCGGAAAGCACGGAGGGCUACUUAGUCACCGAGGUGGAGCUCCGCAAGACGGACUUGGAUGUGACGGUGGAAUGUGCCCCGAACUACAUCGGCACGGCUGCGGUGACGCCUUGCUCUGACGACUUGGGCCCCUACGCCCUCACCGGCUGCGAGGCCGAGAAGAAGUGCUUCUCCCCUGCUUCGGACUCUUUGGAGGGCUACGAUUUGGUGGAGAACUCCGUGGCCAUGGAGAACUUCGAUGUGACGGCUACAUGCAAAAGCACUCAUGUGGGAACUCCCCAGGUGACGGCCUGCACCAGGCCACUGACGCCCUACACCAUCGCCGGCUGCGAGGAGAAGAUCGUCUGCGUCACUCCUUCCGAAACCAAGGGCUACAAGAUCACCGAAGUCUCAAAGCUGCAGCAGACCUUUGACGUUAAGGUGGAGUGCGACCUUGGCUACGAGGGCACGGCCUCCGUCACAGCCUGCUCAGCGACUGGGGAGGUCUACACUCUCGGUGGCUGCACCUACAGCACCGACGUUUGUGUCGCCCCCGAGUCUACAGAGGGAUACCUGGUCACCGAGACCAACCUACGCCAGUCGGUCUUCAAGGUUCAGGCGGCUUGUGCUGCGGGCUACAUCGGCACCCCGGAGGUCACGCCGUGCUCGAGCGAUUUGAAGCCUUAUGCACUCAGCGGCUGCGAACACAUCGGCGACGAGGUCACGCUCGAGGAUGGCAUCGAGUGUGAAUAUUUCUACGACCAAUCCCAAUGUCACAUCGGCGAUCUGGGUACCCUGACACCCGCGAAUAAAGUGGUUGUGCCAGAGAUCUUCAUGGAGAACGGCAAGUUCCCCGAGGUCCGCCAAGGCAAUCAUUUCUGCAUCAGGUGCAGUGGUCUCCUGGUCACCAAAAAGGAGGGCAACUACAAGUUUUUCCUGAGUUCGGACGACGGCUCACUUAUGUAUUUGGACGGGCAGAAGCUCGUCGACAACAAUGGCUGCCACGGGGAGCAGGAGAAGAGCAGCGGCGACACCUUCGUGGCGAAGGGAACUCACAGGGUGACGGUGGACAUGUGCGAAAUGGGUGGUGGCGAGGUCCUGAAGCUGCGCUACAAAGGCCCGGACACCGGCAACUCGAAGGUCAAAGUCCCCAAGAGCGCUCUCAAGUACGGCAAGGAGCCGGACUUGGAGGCUGAUCUCGCGGAUGGCAUGGAGUGCGACUACUUCUACGAUAAGGCGCAAUGCCAAGUGCCGGACCUGGCUUCUCUGACCCCAGCCCAUCGCGUGAUCGUGCCAGAGAUCUACAUGACCAAUGGGAAGUUCCCGGACGUACGUCAGGGGGAUCAGUUCUGCACGAGGUGCACUGGUCGUCUCGUGACAAAGAAGGAGGGCAACUACAAGUUCUUCCUCGCCUCAGACGAUGGUUCCCUCAUGUACCUGAACGGGGAGAAAGUCGUGGACAACAACGGCUGCCACGGAGAAAGGGAGAGAGGCAGUGGCGACAAGUUCCUGAAGCCGGGUGCCCACGAGAUCGUGGUGGACAUGUGCGAGAGGGGCGGUGGCGAGGUCUUGAAGAUGCGCUGGAAAGGGCCGGACAGUGGCAACUCCAAGAACAAGAUCCCUGCUGCCGUGCUCAAGCACAAGCAGCCGAAGCUGAAGCUCGUAGACGGCUUGGAGUGCGACUACUUCUACGAUCAGUCGCAGUGCCAAGUACCGGACCUAGGCGCCUUGACCCCAGCCCACCGUGUGAUCGUGCAAGAGAUCUACAUG
Symbiodinium sp. CCMP2456 is the source of this 4599-nucleotide messenger RNA. NCBI's taxonomy places the organism in Eukaryota, Dinophyceae, Suessiales, Symbiodiniaceae. The record is from the annotation of a GenBank genome assembly.